Molecule: messenger RNA, 849 nt
Organism: Durusdinium trenchii
Lineage: Eukaryota; Dinophyceae; Suessiales; Symbiodiniaceae
Source: the annotation of a GenBank genome assembly
AUGGAGCAAGAGACGCUUUUUCAUGUGGGCGCUGUGAUCAUUGAAGCGGCUGUGCUGCUGAGGCUUAGUCUUUGGCUUUCCUCCUUCGGGUUGCAUGGCCUAAGGUCCUCGGUGGAGAAGCUUCGUGCCUGGUGGGGCCGACGUGCCAAUGUGACGGAGGCCAGACAGAUGGAGCAACAGACAGCUUUGGAGUUGGACGUGUUGCGCUGCAGGGUGACGUGUCAAAUGUGGAACGUGCUUUUGGCCCUGGCACUGCUGCGCUUCGUGAGUGGGCAAGUUCUGGCAGCCUUAAGGCUUCCACGGCUCUUUCCCGAAUUCGAUGUUUCCUUCUUCUUCUUGGCCGUGGUCGGGCUCACCCUGAACUGCAAGCCCUCUUUGAUAACCCCCAAAAGCCUGGAUGCCUGGCACGUGGUGACUCACGUGAUAUGGAAUGCGUCGAUUCUGGUGGCACGGGAGAUCGACGUGCGCGAUGUGAUCCUCUUCACGUUUGCGACGCGUUUUAUGUUUCUGGUCUUGGCCAAGCGCACGUGGUGCUUCCUUCUUUGUGCACUGGUGACCUGUAGCAAUAUGGGCUUCAUGGCACUCAGGCAAGGUGAAGCCAGACUUGCGGAUGGCCAGGACUCAUUGUUUGUGAUUCUCUAUGCCCUUCUCCCCGGCUUGGUGGCUAUCGUGUUUGCCCGCAAAUUACUGGAGGAGAAUGCCACUUUGAAGCUGGACCUCAAGAGUCGGCAAGUGGAGCUUGGGGCUGUCUCGUCCUUGCUGACCGUUUGCUAUGAUGCUGUGGCGGGGUGGCCGCCCAAAACAUGCCGCAAUGCAUCACAAUACACAGAACGUGUUGAUUCCGUUUGA